Messenger RNA from Gongylonema pulchrum, 471 nucleotides. NCBI's taxonomy places the organism in Eukaryota, Metazoa, Nematoda, Chromadorea, Rhabditida, Gongylonematidae. The record is from the annotation of a GenBank genome assembly.
CCCAGCCAUAUAUUGCGCGUUUCGGAAUUCAUCCGGCAGUAUCGGCGAUUUGCGGACGAUCUCUCGCCACUGAUCUCGUAUUUCGAAAAAUAUGGGCAGCCUCAUCUGGCGGAAAUUCUCUCGAAAAGCUACGUACAUGAGGAGCGUCCACUGCUCACUGACAGACAAAUCAAUUUCCGAUUGUCAGUGGAAGGAAAUGUGCCGCAUCGACUGUAUAAUUAUGUAGAAAGGAGAGAAUUGAUCAGAGAUUUGGAGGAAAUCGGUUUUGGCUUGUCGUUCAUGGAUUUGCUGGUUGUGGCAAGAGUUGCUUGGCUGCAGAAGUUUUGCGCAGUUGUCCAGCGCUGCUCAGUAGGUGUGUUUCUUUCACCAUUCAUUCUUCAGUUUUUUCUUUUACAACCCUUUGUUACAGCAGUUGCUUUGGCACGUAAUUUUUUUCAGCAUAUAUUUCUCUCUUUCCAUGAACAACUGUAA